Molecule: messenger RNA, 6594 nt
Organism: Myripristis murdjan (pinecone soldierfish)
Lineage: Eukaryota; Metazoa; Chordata; Actinopteri; Holocentriformes; Holocentridae
Product: voltage-dependent T-type calcium channel subunit alpha-1I-like
Exons: 37
Coding region: 16-6594 (2192 amino acids)
Biological process (GO): calcium ion transmembrane transport; membrane depolarization during action potential; positive regulation of calcium ion-dependent exocytosis
Cellular component (GO): voltage-gated sodium channel complex; plasma membrane; voltage-gated calcium channel complex
Molecular function (GO): low voltage-gated calcium channel activity; voltage-gated sodium channel activity
Source: RefSeq, a predicted model, not a curated record
AGCUGGUGCAUACGCAUGGUCACCAGCCCGUGGUUCGAGCGUGUGAGUAUGAUGGUGAUCCUGCUGAACUGCGUGACCCUGGGAAUGUACCAGCCAUGUGAGAACAUCGACUGCUCCUCAGACCGAUGCCAGAUACUGCAGGCCUUUGAUGCAUUCAUCUACAUCUUCUUUGCUUUGGAGAUGGUGGUAAAGAUGGUCGCCUUGGGAAUCUUUGGUCGACGCUGUUACCUUGGAGACACGUGGAACCGGCUGGAUUUCUUUAUUGUCAUGGCGGGAAUGGUGGAGUACUCCCUGGACCUGCAGAACAUCAACUUCUCCGCCAUCAGGACGGUGAGGGUACUGCGGCCUCUCAAAGCCAUCAACAGGGUGCCAAGCAUGCGUAUCCUGGUGAACCUGCUGCUGGACACUCUGCCCAUGCUGGGGAACGUUCUCCUCCUCUGCUUCUUCGUCUUCUUCAUCUUCGGCAUCAUCGGGGUGCAGCUGUGGGCGGGGCUGCUGAGGAACCGCUGCUACCCCGAGGAGAACUUCACACUCGCUACGGGCAUCAGCCUGCCCCGGCCCUACUACAUGCCCGAUGAGGAUGACGAGCGGCCCUUCAUCUGCUCCUUGCCCGUCGACAACGGCAUCAUGUCCUGCUCCGACGUGCCCGCCCGCCGCGAGGGAGGCCGGACCUGCUGCCUGGACAAAGACGACGCCCUGUACCGGCAGACGCUGGGCCUGAGCCCCGAGCCGCUGGUGAACGGCAGCGUGAGCGUGGCGGGGCUCUGCGUCAACUGGAACCAGUAUUACACCAGGUGUCACACCGGACACAGCAACCCCCACAAAGGAGCCAUCAACUUCGACAACAUCGCUUUUGCCUGGAUCGUCAUCUUCCAGGUAAUUACUCUAGAGGGCUGGGUGGAGAUCAUGUACUAUGUGAUGGAUGCUCACUCCUUCUACAACUUCAUCUACUUCAUCCUGCUUAUCAUUGUUGGCUCCUUCUUCAUGAUCAACCUGUGCCUGGUGGUCAUCGCCACCCAGUUCUCGGAGACCAAGCAGAGGGAGCACCAGCUGAUGCAGGAGCAGAGAGCCCAGUGCUCGUCCUCCUCCACGCUGGCCAGCGAACCGGGCGACUGCUACGAGGAGCUCUUCCAGCUGGUUUGCCACAUCCUCCGCAAGGCCAAGAGACACACCAUCGCCCUCAUCUGUGCCCUGAGGGGGAAACCGCGGGGCUUCAGGGGCGUCGGCAGAGGUGGAGGAGGAGGAGAGGGGAGAGAGAGGAAGGCCAAUGGAGGGGGAGAGCCUGAGAGGAGACGGGCGUUAAGGCGUGGUGCUUCUUGCCCCCACCAUAAUAAACCCGACCACGCUUCGUCUGACCUCGCCGCCACCGACGGCUGUCCUCACUGCACCAUGGCGCUGUCGCUCACCGACGGGGCGGGGCCACCCGGGGGUCGGGCCACCAACGAAGCCGAGGAGGGAGCCGUGGAGGAGACGGACAGGGAGGACGUCCAAGCGAGCGGCAAGGAGAAGGGCAAGAAAGGCGGGGAGGGAAGCGGCGGGGAAUGCAGUCCCACGCGGCGCUGCAGGGAGCUGUGGUACGAGAUGAGGAUGAAGCUGUGGGGCAUCGUGGAGAGCAAGUACUUCAACCGAGGCAUCAUGAUCGCCAUCCUCAUCAACACCAUCAGCAUGGGCAUCGAGCACCACGAACAGCCCGAGGAGCUCACCAACGUUCUGGAGAUCUGUAACAUCGUCUUCACCAGCAUGUUCUCUCUGGAGAUGAUCCUCAAAAUCACAGCGUUCGGCUCCUUCAGCUACCUGAGGAACCCCUACAACGUCUUCGAUGGCAUCAUCGUCAUCAUAAGUGUGUGCGAGAUCGUCGGCCAAUCAGACGGGGGUUUGUCCGUGCUGAGGACCUUCAGGCUGCUCAGGGUGCUGAAGCUGGUGAGGUUCAUGCCGGCGCUGAGGAGACAGCUGGUGGUCCUCAUGAAGACCAUGGACAACGUGGCCACCUUCUGCAUGCUGCUCAUGCUCUUCAUCUUCAUCUUCAGUAUCUUGGGGAUGCAUAUCUUUGGCUGCAAGUUCAGUCUCAAGACAGAGGCUGGAGACACAGUGCCGGACAGGAAGAACUUUGACUCUCUGCUGUGGGCCAUCGUCACCGUCUUCCAGAUCUUGACUCAGGAGGACUGGAACGCAGUUUUGUACAACGGCAUGGCGGCCACCUCUCCACUGGCUGCUCUCUACUUCGUGGCCCUCAUGACAUUUGGCAACUACGUCCUCUUCAACCUGCUGGUGGCCAUCUUGGUUGAGGGCUUUCAGGCAGAGGGAGACGCCAACCGUUCCUAUUCAGACGAUGACCGCUCCUCUUCAAACUUUGAUGAGAGCGAGAAGCACAACGACUCCCUGAAGUUGUCUGACCCCAGGAUCUGCACCCUGACACCCAACGGCCACCUGGAGCUGGGAGCUGUGUCGGGACCCCGAAGCUCCUACUCAUCAGAGAGGCGGAGCUUCGCCAUGGACUCGAGGAAGAGCAGCGUGAUGAGCCUGGGCAAGAGCAGCCUGGAGAGACGCUCCUUCUCAUUGCGACAUGGUAGCAGUUCAGCCUACCACAACUGGGGGCGCCCUCUCCACCCGCAGUCUGCAUGGAGCCGCAGGUCCAGCUGGAACAGCCUGGGCAGGAGGAGCUAUGGGGUUGGGGGGGCUCCCAUUGUGGGAGGCAGCCUCCGCGUCCACAGCACCCGCUCCCCAAACUCCUACUCCUACCCUGCCGAGCAGCAGUCUCUCCUCUCCCACCCGCCGCACUCCCACCAUCCUCUGCCCCCUUAUCCUCCCCCUGCAACCUCUCUGUUCCUCUCCAGAUGUUAUGCUGCCAGGAGGGACCGGCGGGCUCUUUCCCUCGAGCUCCCAGAGCUGCUCCGGGGCCACGGCCAGCCCCCCGCCCACCCGGACCCAAGGACGAGGAGUGGCUCUGGGGCAGGGGGGUCUAUCACUGGGGGGUCUGGAGCCGGUAGUGGCGGAGGGGUGGACCACCGAGACUGCAACGGCAAGGCUCCAGGUCCCCAUGCCCAGCUGCUGGCCGAGGUUUUCCCCCAGCUCAAACCCCGCAAGGACAGAGCUGACCUGGAUGAAGAGACAGACUAUAGCCUGUGUUUCCGCAUCCACAAGAUGAUGGAGGUGUACAAGCCAGACUGGUGUGAAACCAGAGAGGAAUGGUCCAUCUACCUUUUCUCCCCCCAGAACAAGUUCAGACUGCUUUGUCAAUCCAUUAUCGCCCAUAAGCUCUUUGAUUACGUAGUUUUGGUCUUCAUCUUCCUCAACUGCAUCACAGUGGCCCUGGAGAGGCCAAAGAUCCUGCAAGGCAGCCUGGAAAGACUGUUCCUCACCAUCUCCAACUACAUAUUUACCGCCAUCUUCGUUGCUGAGAUGACUGUCAAGGUGGUCUCCAUGGGGCUGUACCUGGGCGAGAAGGCCUACCUGAGGAGCAGCUGGAACAUCCUGGACGGCUUCCUGGUCUUCGUGUCUCUGAUCGACAUCGUGGUGUCCAUGGCGGGCGGGGCUAAGAUCCUGGGGGUGCUCCGUGUUCUCAGGCUGCUCAGGACCCUGCGUCCCCUCAGGGUGAUCAGCAGGGCUCCAGGUCUGAAGCUGGUGGUGGAGACCCUCAUCACGUCCCUCAAGCCCAUCGGCAACAUCGUCCUCAUCUGCUGCGCUUUCUUCAUCAUAUUCGGUAUCCUUGGAGUUCAGCUCUUCAAAGGGAAGUUCUACUACUGUUUGGGUUUAGAUGUGAAGAACAUCACCAACAGAUCCGACUGCCUGGCAGCCAACUAUCGAUGGGUUCAUCACAAAUACAACUUUGACAACCUCGGACAGGCUCUGAUGUCCCUGUUUGUGCUGGCCUCCAAAGAUGGCUGGGUCAACAUUAUGUACCAUGGACUGGAUGCUGUGGGAAUAGACCAGCAGCCGGUGAUCAACAACAACCCGUGGAUGCUGCUCUACUUCAUCUCCUUCCUCCUCAUCGUCAGCUUCUUCGUCCUCAACAUGUUCGUGGGCGUGGUGGUGGAGAACUUCCACAAGUGUCGGCAGCACCAGGAGGUGGAGGAGGCCAGGCGGCGCGAGGAGAAACGCCAGCGUCGCAUGGAGAAGAAGAGAAGGAAGGCCCAGAAGAUGCCAUACUACUCGUCGUACGGCCGGGCCCGGCUGGCGAUCCACGCUCUGUGCACCAGCCACUACCUGGACCUGGUCAUCACCUUCAUCAUCUGCAUCAACGUCAUCACGAUGUCUCUGGAGCACUACAGCCAGCCACAGUCUCUGGAAACUGCACUGAAGUACUGCAACUACUUCUUCACCUCCACCUUUGUGAUCGAGGCCUCGCUGAAGCUGGUGGCCUUCGGCUUUCGGCGCUUCUUUAAGGACAGGUGGAACCAGUUGGAUCUGGCAAUUGUGCUGCUGUCAGUGAUGGGCAUCACCCUGGAGGAGAUUGAGAUCAACGCCUCCCUCCCCAUCAAUCCAACUAUUAUUAGGAUCAUGAGGGUGCUCAGGAUAGCUCGAGUGCUAAAGUUAUUGAAGAUGGCAACAGGGAUGAGAGCUCUACUAGACACAGUGGUCCAGGCUCUGCCUCAGGUGGGGAACCUUGGCUUGCUCUUCAUGUUGCUCUUCUUCAUCUACGCUGCUCUCGGGGUGGAGCUGUUUGGAGAGCUGGUGUGUAACGCCGACUACCCCUGCGAGGGCAUGAGCCGCCACGCCACCUUCGAAAACUUUGGCAUGGCCUUCCUCACCCUCUUCCAGGUCUCCACCGGUGACAACUGGAACGGCAUUAUGAAGGACACGCUGAGGGAGUGCCCCCCAGGACAUCCCGGCGCCGAUUACGGCUGCCACGCGGGGCUGCAGUUCAUCUCCCCCAUGUACUUUGUGUCCUUCGUGCUCACGGCCCAGUUCGUCCUGAUCAACGUGGUGGUGGCCGUGCUCAUGAAGCACCUGGACGACUCCAACAAGGAGGCGCAGGAAGACGCCGAGAUGGACGCCGAGAUCGAGCUGGAGCUGGCCCAGGGAGGGCUCUGCUGCAUGAUGGGGGGCAUCGGCGCCAUCGCCGGAGCCACGGGAGGCGCCGGAGCCGGGCCGGGGAUGGGCGGGGGCGCCGGAGGGGCUGGAGCGGUGGUGGCAGGUGCAAUGGGAGGAGCAGGUGGUGGCGUGACGCCGCCAGGGCGAGAUGGAGGAGGAGGUGGAGGUGGAGGAGGAGGAGGGCACGAGGGCCACAGACACCGUCGAUGCAGGCUGUACUCCCCAGCUCAGGAGAGCCAGUGGCUGGACAGUGUGUCUCUGCUGAUUAAGGAUUCGUUGGAGGGAGACAUGAUUGACAACCUCUCCGGCUCAGUUUUCCACCACUACUGCUCUCCUCCUGUCUGCAAGGACUGCAAGAGACACCCACAAGAGAUCCGAUUGGCCGAGGUGGAGCAGGCGUCGCUGAUGUCAGAGCAGCUGUCCGACAAGUCGUCGUCCCUGGCGCUGCCUGAUGACCUCAGCCUGGAUGAACACAGCAGCUACCAGCUACUGGUGCGAGACAGCCAGAGGGGCAGCACUGACUCCCACAGCUCAGAGGAGUUACCCACGCAGGGGUGCUACAGAGGGCUCCGCCCCCCCAGCUCAGGCAGCGAGGACGGGGUCCAGGGUUUCUUAGAGGUGGGCGUCCACCCCCAGACCACCUCUGCCCAGCUGGCGCAGCAAAGCCCGGCGCACCACACAGAUGGAGAUGGAGGAAGUUGUGGCGGAGGUGGUGGCGGAUCUUCGCCCCCUGUCUUCCAUCUACCAGCUGACUUCUUCCACCCCGUCGCUGCGGUUCAUCCAGGCAGCCCGGGGACCGGAGCCAGCCCCGCAGAGAGAGUGCCAUCUCGGCUGGCCUCCCCAGCGUCCUGGGCCUCCCUGCACUCACAUGGAGCCAACAGCAGGCCCCUCAGCUCUCAGCAUCCCUCCCAUAGUGACUCCUCGCUGGCCACAGGCAGUUCAGAGGGCAGCCUGCAGACCACACUAGAGGAGGGGCUCAGCUUCAGCGUCUCCCCACCUCGGGAUCUGGACCUCCCGCUCCUCUGCCCCAUCCCCAGCCACCCCCUACACCCCAAGGGACCUGCCACGGGAGCCCAGGGCCACCCUUUAUUAAAGGGACGCAGUACUACAUUUAACCUCCAAGCUACCAGGGGGCACCAGAGGAGCCAGAGCAGCUGCGGUGGCGGCAGCACGAGUCCCGGCUGUCCCCGUCAGGACUCCAUGGACCCUUCAGAUGAGGACGUGGGGAUGGGUACAGGCGGGGAGGGCUGCAGCCAGGCGUACAACAGCGAACAUUUGUCAGAAACGCUGAACAGCCUGUCGCUGACGUCACUGCUCUCCCCGAGCUCUCUGGCGACCCCCCUGGUGAAAAAGUGUAACAGCACAGGCUCACUGGAUCAAGCCAAUCUAGCCGCCCGGGGUAAAGACGGCCGCCAGUUCUGUGGAAUAGAUGCUCAUGGCUACUUGUCCAACCCCUGGACAGAGGGGAGGGCGAGAGCAGAGGACGAGGACAGUGACAUCACAGCUUUCAGCAUGAAAAAUAGCGGCCGGCCCAUGAACACAAGCUCCAGGAAAAACAGAUGA